AUGUUGAGAUAAUCACUUAGCAAAAUAUGUAGAAAAACCAAGCUUCAAAGAUUGGGCUGUUGCUUCAGCAAUUAUGCUUAGAAGAAUCCUGCAAUGAAAUUUGAUGAUGAGUUCAGAACAACCAUAAAUCAGGAAGGCAAAUUACUACCAAAUUCAGAUCAUUCCUUUAUAGCUGAUCACGAUGACAAAUUUGGGUUGUAACACAUCAGAGAUCCUGCGAAGAUAUUGACACACUUGAAAUCAGUCGAGUUCAAAUAUUCAUUAAAUGAUUUGAUCUACUUUUUGCGUCAUCUGGUUCACAUUUCAGAAGAACAUGGUUUACGAUCGUAGAUCAUGAACAAUUACAAUUUUAGGGAGUUUUUGAAUCACAUUAAGAAAUGCUUAUUGACAAAUCAGCAUGACAAAUUCCCCUUGAUUGGAUCCUACGCUUAUUGCUUGAACAAAUUGGAUAUCAACGACAGGGAGAUGUGGAGAUUACUGGAAUACAAAAUAUUAGAAGAUCAAUAUCAUACAACGUUCGAUGAGAGUGUCUUUGCAGCUCAAGGGUUCUGCAAAUUGCCUUUGAUGUACUAUGGGCAAAGUGAAGAGACCAUAUAAGCCAGGAUUGAUAAGGUUUACAAAAAGUUAGAAAGAGUCAUUCGGAUAACCAUUUGGGAAGUCAACCCUGUGCAUUAUCAUUCGAUAGCAAUGGCAUUGGCCAAAGUCAAUAGAUUUGAUCCCCAAAUGUUUGCUAAAUUGGAACAACACAUCUUGACCAAUCUAUCCUUGAACUACACCACCAAGAUGAUGAUUGACAUCCUAUUCUGUUUUGCAAAGGGGAAGCAAGGGUCCUUGGAAUUUUAUGAUUCGAUGCAAUAUGUGAUCUUCAAAGGUCACAUGUUUAAUCGAAACUAUUUCUUGUAAUCGCUUUCAGAAUUAAGUUACGAUGGACAUCUAGUAGCAAGAUUAUUAGGAAUCUACAAAGAAGCAUAGGAUAAGUAUCAUGAAUUCCAAUUGCAUCCUGACUUUUAAAGCAAGGUUCAUAAUCUCAUGGUCAAUAAGUUAACUUUUUAUGAUUUAGAAUCUCUGGUCACGACAAUGACUCUAUUGCCCACUUUCCUUAAAGACGAUGUUAAAAAUAUUCAAAAUAGUCUCAUCAAUCGAAUUACCUAGAUUCCAGGUUAAUUCUAAAUCCAAGACAUAAUCAAGUUUUAUGAGUUCGUUGAGAAGAACUAUGAUGAUAUCAAGAAUGCGCCGAUUUAAUAAAUGCAUUUCGUUGAGGAUAACCUUUACAAAUACAGUGAUUCUGUGAGCAUGGAUGAUUUGAUUAUCGUAUUGCAAUAUUUGUAUGAGAGACCUAAGUUCAUAUUGUAGCCAGAUAAGUUUAUUAAUCAAGUCAUCAAAACCUUUGAUUAGAACAUCAAUCUAAUGACUGCAGCCUAGAUAGACAUGUUGACAUCUCUCUUUUAGCCUUUUUUGGAGUUUCAAUAAAAGCAGAUUGGGGAUUCUUUGAAUAUAAAGAGCACAUUAAAAAAGUUAAAGGAUAUUCAACUAAUUAAGUAAUAUUAUUAGAAAUAUUUGCAUUAAUUAUAUAAUUAUGGUUAUAAAAUUGCUCAAAUAUAAUUUUAUCAAUGCCAUUUAACAAUAAUAAAAAUGAAAAAGAAAUUCAUCAUCAUUUCUUUAGAGGGCAACAUAGGAGCAGGUAAAUCAACAUUGUUCGAGAUCUUAAAAGAGGAAUACCCAUAAGCUAUAUUCCUUAUGGAACCUUUGGAGCAAUGGCAAAAAAUUAAUGGGAAUUCCAAUCUCAACAUAUUAGAGAAGUACUACUCGGAUGCGAGACAGGUGGGGGUUUACUUUUUAAAUUUACGCUUACUAAUCUAGAUUAAUGGCUUGGGAUAGAUAAUUGCAAUAGUGUUAGUGUUUACAGAGAGAAGCAUUGAAAGUGCCAGAGAACUCUUCUUUUAACUAUGCUGCAAUGAUGGAAAGAUCAGUCAAAUAGAAUUUGAGAUUUAUGAGGAAUUUUAUUAAUGGCUGAUGAACCAUUAUCAAUAGUAUUUGAUAGAUUGUGUGAUAUAUGUCAAUACUCCACCAGAAGUGUGUUUGGAAAGGUUGAUAAAGAGAGGAAGAUCAGAAGAAGCCUGUGUGCCACUUGAUUAUUUAAGGAAAUUGCACUAAAGACACGAAGAUUGGUUGUCUGAAAAAUCUAAUAGGUUCUUAACUAUAAAGAUCGAUGCAACUUUGAAUUAUGUAUAGGAUUAGAAGGUGAAAGAGAGUGUGCGACAACUGUUAUUAUCGGAGAUAUAAAAAUUAAAGGAGUUGCUGAAUUGAAUUGGAAUGUACUUGUGAUUUUAUUAUUAUAAAAUUUCCCAUUAAUCUAAUCGUUUAUA
Paramecium tetraurelia is the source of this 2366-nucleotide messenger RNA. RefSeq lists its product as uncharacterized. Gene Ontology annotation, molecular function: deoxynucleoside kinase activity. The record is from RefSeq and is a predicted model, not a curated record. NCBI's taxonomy places the organism in Eukaryota, Ciliophora, Oligohymenophorea, Peniculida, Parameciidae. Gene Ontology annotation, cellular component: cytoplasm. The transcript has 4 exons.